Molecule: messenger RNA, 3407 nt
Organism: Dermatophagoides pteronyssinus (European house dust mite)
Lineage: Eukaryota; Metazoa; Arthropoda; Arachnida; Sarcoptiformes; Pyroglyphidae
Product: armadillo repeat-containing protein 8-like
Biological process (GO): proteasome-mediated ubiquitin-dependent protein catabolic process
Cellular component (GO): GID complex
Molecular function (GO): protein binding
Source: RefSeq, a predicted model, not a curated record
UAAACACAAAACGAAAAUUCAUUCAUUCAACAAAACGACAGACGACAAGAUUCCAACAUUUUGAAAAAAUAAAUCAUGGAACAACAGAAAAAUUCAUCAUCCAAAAUGAAAAUGACCCGUACUACAUCCAAUCGUUUUAUAAGCGUAUUAUUAAUUUUUUAUUAUUUAAUAAAAAAUUUUCUAUUAUUAUUUAUACCGAUACGAUUGUUGAAACAACCAAAAAAUAUUCAUGAUAAAUUAAUAUUAAUAACUGGUGGUGGUAAUGGUAUUGGUCAAUUAAUGACAUUAAAAUUAUUAAAACUUGGUGCAAAAGUUAUUGUAUGGGAUAUUGAUCCAUUGGCAUUAGAUCGUACCAGAAAAUUGGCUAAAGGUUAUGAUAAAAAAUUAUUUUGCUAUCAAAUUGACUUGUGUCAAAAAGAUAUGAUAAAAAAAAUGGCCAAACAAAUUGAAAAUGAUCUUGGUAAUGGUACCCGUGUAGAUAUUCUUAUCAAUAAUGCCGGUAUUGUUGUUGGUAAAAAUAUUCUCGAUCUAAGUGAUGAUGAAAUUCAACGUACAAUGAUGGUCAAUACGAUUUCACAUUUUUUUACUAUACGUACAUUUUUACCGGGUAUGAUUGAACAAAAAUCUGGUCAUAUUGUUACAAUUUCAUCGGUUGCAGGUGAUAUUGGUGCAGGUUCAUUAACAGAUUAUUGUACAUCAAAAUUUGCUGCAACCGGUCUAACCGAAUCAUUAGAAUUUGAAUUAGCUAAAGCUAAUCUUGAUAAACAGAUUAAAAUUUCUGUUGUAAAACCAUGGGUAAUAACAACCGGUAUGUUUGAUGGACUUGAUUCCGGUAUUUUUCCACCAUUAAAACCAGAAACAGUAGCUGAAAAAAUUGUUGAAGGAAUUCUUUUUGAACAAUCAGUUAUAGUUAUACCAUGGUAUUUUAAAUUUAUAAUAAAUCUUGAAGAUAUUUAUUCUUCAGAUCUAAAUGUUUGUUAUGAAGCUGUUCGACGUUUAAAAAAUUGUGUUAUCGGUAGUAAUCGUUUGAAAGGAUUAGUUUUAGAACAAAAUGUUAGUGAACGUUUAGUUCAACUUAUGAAUCCGCAAACAACAAAUGAACAAAUAAGUUGUGAAGCAAUUUUAGCUAUAACAAGUUUAGCUAAAGGUACUGAACAACAUUUGAAAAUGAUUAUCGAUUCGGGUGCUGUACCACAAUUAUUACGUAAUACUUAUUUGGAAAAAUUUGAAUUAAUCGAAGCAUCAUUGCGUGGUCUUCGUACUAUAUUUAAAUCACGUUUAGCACCGAUUGAUCUCAUCUAUCAGACCGAUAAUAUAACACCGGCUACAUCAAAUCCAUCAUCAUCAUCAUCAUCAUCAGUCGAUAAUCAACAACAAUCACCAUCAUCUUCGUCAUCGAAAACUGUCGAUACACAAAAAUUUCAAAAUCCAAAUUCAAUAUUAUCACAUUUAUUUACAUUAGCUCGACGUAAUAUAUCACCAUCGAAUUAUGUUGUCAAAGAAUGUAUUGCUAAUAUUUUGGCCUCUUCUUGUCAGUCAACUGAACAUCAAAAUAUAAUGAAAGAUUUAGGUGCAAUACAAAUUAUUGCUUCAUAUCUACAUCCAAAUAAUCGUAAUGCUUAUCAGGUAAAAUUAGCUGCAUUAAAUUGGCUGGCACAAUUAUGUUUUGAAAAUGAACCAGUAUCAUUAUUGGUUGCUGAUGAAAUUUAUUCAAAUCAAUCAUUAUUGGAUAUGUUAUUUGAUUUAAUGAAUGCAUUGAAUACAUAUGAAAUGCAAUUUUUUGCAGCAAAAUGUAUGACUUAUAUUUAUCGUUCACAAGCAAUGGAUAGUCAAGAUAAACGUUUAUUAUAUCGUUGUCUGCCAACAUUAAUUUAUUUAUGUAAAAAAGAUAAAGAAUCAUCGAUUCGUGCACAAGCAGCCGAAGAAUUAGCAUAUUUAAUUGAUGUUGAUGUUUCAUUACAAAAAACAGCAAGUAUUUGUGAUCAUUUGAUUAAUUCAUUGGCCGAUAUGUUACGACAAUCAUCGAAUCUUUAUUUUGCAAAUAAUUCACGUAUAACGAUUGGUUCUUCAACAGCCGGUGAUAAUAGUCGAAAAAGUUCAAUUGCAUCGGAUAAUCUAACAACAAUGGCAACAAUGUUAAUUGAUGAACCAAUGGAUACAACUAUAUUGACUAGCGCAUCACCAUUACCAUCAUCAUCAUCAUUACCUAUUUGUCAGGUUGUUAAUACAAUGUCAUCAUCAUCGACAUCGACUAUAACUACCGGUGAAAAUAAUAAUGGUGAAACAACAACAGCGAAUAAUAAUAAUAAUGUUAAAAAUGAACUACGUCAAGCUGCAUUCAAAGUUUUUGCAUCGCUUGGUGCUAAUGAUGAAGAUAUACGUAAACGUAUAAUUGAAACAGAAAAUCUAAUGGAUGAAGUAAUGAAUGGUUUAGAAGAUUCAAAUUUAAAAGUAAAAUUAGCUGCAUUAAGAUGUUUACAUUCAUUAUCAAGAUCAGUACAACAAUUACGUACAAUGUUUCAAGAUCAUGCUGUUUGGUUACCAUUACGAACAUUAUUACAAAGUCCAACAUAUGAAAUUAUUAUGUUAGCAUCAUCGGUACUUUGUAAUUUAUUAUUGGAAUUUUCACCAAGUAAACAGCACUUUUUGGAUCGAUUUGCUAUUGAAUUAUUAUGCGAUCUAACUAAACGUGAUGAUGUUCAAUUACGAUUGAAUGGUGCUUGGGCAUUAAUGAAUAUGGCCUAUCAAGCUGAUGAAGAUCUUAAAACACAGAUAUUAAAUCGUUUAGGAACUGAUCAAAUAUUUCGUUUACUUUCCGAUUCGGAUGUUAAUAUUUUAAUGAAAACAUUAGGUUUACUUCGAAAUCUUCUGUCAACCAAACCGCAUAUUGAUUUAAUUAUGCAACAACAUGGUAAACAAAUAAUGCAAGCUGUUAUAUUGAUAUUAGAAGGUGAACAUCCAUGGGAAGUAAAAGAACAGGCAUUAUGUAUUUUAGUUAAUAUUGCCGAUGGUAAUAAAGCAAAAGAAUUUAUAAUGUCAAAUGAAGAUGUACUGAACAAAUUAAUUAGCUACCUAUUGAAUUCAAAUGUUAAUCUACAAAAAUCGGCUGUAUUUUGUAUUAUUAAUUUGGUUUGGCAUGAAAAUGAAAAUUCUGCCAUUCGACAGGAAAAAUUAAUCGAAUUAUCAGUACCGAAAAUUCUACAACAAUUAUUACAACAAACCCAGAUUUCACAGAUGAAUUCAUCACAACAUGCAUCAUUAUAUGGAAAAGUAAAAACAGCAUUGGAUGAAUUUAAUCAUUUCAAUAAUAUUAAUAAUAAAUAGCCAACGGAUUAUCAUCAUCAUCAUCAUUGGAUUAUUGUCUAAUGCAACUUUAGUUUUUUUUUCCUCCGUAAAACUCUUUUUUA